UACAGUAUGAUUAGUUUUUACCGGUAAUCAAAAAUCACAAGUACCCACAUCAUGCUAAUGCAAUUUCUCCUCCAUUUUCGCGGGUCUGCAUUGGAAAUCCAAUGAACAGAACAAACAGAUUGAAGAAAAAAUGAGUUGAUUCUGUGUUCAAAUCUUGUAAUUAUUCUGUUUCUAAGAAUGCCCAUUAGUUCACUUGGUUUAUUUCAGGAUCUCUCUCUCGAAGCUAAUGUAUGUAGGUUUCUAUGGAUUCUGAAACUGUUGAUUCGUCGUCCCAACUUUCUGCUCAACCUUCUUCAACCGAGCCUCCUGCUAAAGUUUCUAAUGCUGAAAAUCCAUCCAUAGUUUCUAACCACGAGUCCCAAUCUCCGGCCAAUGCUGAAGCUUCUGUGCAUGCUGCGCCUAUGUCUGAUGGUAAGACUGGUGAAAUACCUUCUUCAGGCGUAUCACCUCGCGGUAAAGGUUCAAAUCUGCCACAGCCAACGCGGCCACCAGCAGACUCACAAAUUGGAGGUUUUGGGACAACAUUUGCUCGUUUGACUAGCGGCCUUGGAUUGAAUUUUACUGCAACGAUUCUUGGACAAAAUGGGAGUUCUCAAGAGAGUGUGUCAUCUGCACAAACUGGUGUUUUUGAAUCUUUGACUAAAGGUUUGGUUGAUUCUUCUCGAAGUGCUGUGAAAGCGGUGCAGGUCAAGGCACGUCAUGUAGUGUCUCAAAAUAAACGUAGAUACCAGGAAGGAGGGUUUGAUUUGGAUAUGGCUUAUAUCACUGAAAAUAUAAUAGCUAUGGGGUUUCCUGCUGGUGAUUUAAGCUCUGGACUUUUUGGAUUCUUUGAGGGGUUCUAUCGAAAUCACAUGGAAGAAGUGAUCAAUUUCUUUGAGACUCAUCAUAAGGGAAAAUACAAAGUAUACAAUCUUUGUUCUGAGAGAUUAUAUGACGCAUCGAGGUUUGAGGGGAAGGUUGCAUCUUUCCCGUUUGAUGACCAUAAUUGUCCUCCCCUUUAUCUCAUAACAUCAUUCUGUAUGAGUGCAUACUCUUGGUUGAAGGAGGACAUUGAAAAUGUGGUGGUAGUACAUUGUAAAGCUGGUAUGGGCAGGACAGGUGUAAUGAUAUGUAGCCUCAUUCUAUACUUGAAGUUCUUCCCAACUGCUGAUGAAGCCAUUGAUUACUUCAACCAGAAAAGAUGCGUGGAUGGAAAGGCUCUAGUUCUCCCUAGUCAAAUUAGGUAUGUCAAAUACUUUGAACGUAUCUUAACGUACUUUAAUGGAGAGAAUCAGCCUGCACGAAGGUGCAUGCUUAGGGGAUUUCGGCUUCUCAAAUGUCCGUAUUGGAUAAGACCGUCUAUUACCAUUUCUAAUCAUACCGGAGUUCUGUUCUCAACAAAAAAGCAUCCCAAAACAAAGGAUUUAAUGCCGGAAGAUUUCUGGAUUAGUGCACGAAAGAAAGGCAUGGUGGUAUUUGCUCUACCCGGGGAGCCAGGCCUCACUGAGUUGGUUGGGGACUUCAAAAUCCACUUUCAUGAUCGCCAUGGAGAUUUCUACUGUUGGUUAAACACAACAAUGACAGAGAAUAGAAAAACACUAGAUGCGUCUGAUCUCGAUGGUUUUGAUAAGAGAAAGUUACCUUCACCAGGUUUCCAAGUUGAAGUUGUGAUGAUUGACUAUGAUGGUACUUCAGCAGGACGGUCUAACCCUGAUUCUCCGAAUAAGGGACCGGAUGGUACUACAGCGUCAGGUUAUGAUCGGAAGCCAAAUCCUACAGUUAGUUUAAAUCAAAGAAAAGUCUCCGAGAAUGAAGAUGAUGUGUUCUCCGACAGCGAGGGAGAAGAAACUGGUACUCCAAAAAGUAGGCAAGCUACUGCUUCCGGAGUUGGAUCAGCACAAUCUGCUCACGCAUCAAACACUCCAGAGCAAAUGAGGAGCGUAACACACGGAACUGCAAAAAUGUCUCUUGGGAGUCGAGAACCUUUGCGUAGUAACUAUUCCAAGGAAUCAAGUAAAGAUGGAAACGAGAAAUCUACCUCGGGCCUUGGAAUAAGUAACGCAGAAUCUGAAGGAGCCAGUGAUUUUAAGGCAAUGGCUGCUGAUGCUUCAGUUUUUUCAUUCGGCGACGAAGAAGAUUAUGAAAGUGAGUAAAAGCUGGGGACUUAGUGUACUUAAAUGUGUGGAGAAGCAAGUGCAUCGAGUUCUUUGUGAGCAAAAUUGCUAGAUUUUGGAGGGAAAUUGUAUGUUGAUUAAAUUCAUCUCUCAUUUUUUUAUAGGAUUUAUGUCCAUUCUUUUCCGUUUCCUCAUUUAUUUA
Molecule: messenger RNA, 2295 nt
Organism: Mercurialis annua (annual mercury)
Lineage: Eukaryota; Viridiplantae; Streptophyta; Magnoliopsida; Malpighiales; Euphorbiaceae
Product: phosphatidylinositol 3,4,5-trisphosphate 3-phosphatase and protein-tyrosine-phosphatase PTEN2A-like
Exons: 13
Coding region: 243-2132 (629 amino acids)
Biological process (GO): dephosphorylation
Cellular component (GO): cytosol
Molecular function (GO): phosphatidylinositol-3,4,5-trisphosphate 3-phosphatase activity
Source: RefSeq, a predicted model, not a curated record